AUGACGCCCACCUCGGCACCGGUGCCGACACCGACGUCGGCGUCGGGCCCCAAUAACCCCGUCGCCAUGAGCCAGCUGGGGACCGUCUACGCCACCAAGAGACGGCGUCGGAACGGAAAGAGCUUGAAACCACCGCAGAAAGACGGGGUGACAAAAUCGAACCCCAGCAAGCGGCAUCGGGAACGAUUGAACGCCGAGCUGGACACGUUAGCGUCGUUACUUCCUUUCGAGCAAAACAUCCUCAGCAAGCUCGAUCGACUCAGUAUCCUCAGACUCAGCGUAAGCUACCUCCGCACCAAGAGCUACUUUCAAGUGGUGAUGCACAAGGAUAAGGAAGAGAAUUCACACCACGAUUCGCACUACAGGGCGAGAGAGUUGGCGGCGCUCGCCGCUUAUGACCAUCAUCACCUCGACGGCGAAAUGUUCCUACAGGCACUGAACGGGUUCCUGCUAAUACUGACCUGCGACGGGGAAGUGUUUUUCGCUACCCACAGCAUAGAGAGUUACCUUGGCUUCCAUCAGUCUGACAUCGUCCAUCAGAGUGUCUACGAAUUGGUGCACAGCGAGGACCGGGAGGAACUGCAGCGACAAUUAAUGUGGAAUUCGUUCCUUCCCGCCGAAAGCGCGAGCCUGCCGUUGCACGAUGCACUCUCGCCCCAACACAGUCAUCUGCUCGAACGCAGCUUCACGGUUCGCUUCCGCUGUCUUCUGGACAAUACAUCCGGUUUUCUGCGCCUUGACAUCAGGGGUCGAGUUAAAGUGCUUCAUGGUCAGAAUCGGAAGACAGAGGAGCCACCGUUGGCUUUAUUCGCCCUGUGCACACCGUUCGGUCCUCCUUCGCUAUUGGAGGUGCCGCAGAAGGAAGUGAUGUUCAAGAGCAAGCACAAAUUGGAUCUUGCGCUCGUGACAAUGGACCAGAGAGGGAAGAUGCUUUUGGGAUAUUCCGACGCGGAACUGACGAAUCUGGGUGGCUACGAUCUAGUCCAUUACGACGACCUGGCCUACGUCGCCAGCGCGCAUCAAGAACUAUUGAAGACCGGUGCGUCGGGAAUGAUAGCCUACAGAUUUCAAACGAAGGACGGCGGCUGGCAGUGGCUGCAGACCAGUUCCAGAUUGGUCUACAAGAACUCGAAACCAGACUUCGUGCUGAGUACUCAUCGACCUCUCAUGCAAGAGGAGGGCAGAGAUCUGCUCGGCAAGCGCACGAUGGACUUCAAGGUGAGCUAUCUGGACGCCGGACUGACCAACAGUUACUUCUCGGACAGCGACAGUCUGACGGGGUCGGUGAUGACGCCGACGUUACCAGCGCAGCCGGCGCCUCAGAGGGUGAACAGGAGGUACAAAACGCAGCUACGUGACUUCCUGUCGACCUGCCGCAGCAAACGCACCAAGCUCUCCGCUCAGUCGUCGGUCUCGCCGCCCGUCACGCCGACGGUGGCGUCCGUCGACUACCUCGCCGCGGACACCAGCGCGGCGGCCGCGGUCGCAGCUGCCUAUAGCAAUCUGAACACCAUGUACCCGACGCCGUACGCGCCCACAGCGGUCGCAGCUAGCACCGACCCCUCCUUGACGACUUACAUCGGUCACACGGGCAACUACCAUCAGACUCUCUAUCCUGCCACCGCGUUAGACAACAGGUACCUCACAGCCGCGACGGAGAACCUGUUCCAAUACAGGCCGCUGGGCUCGUACUACCCGGAGUACCACACCGGCACCGCGUACAACGGCUUCAUCGACGUCUCGCUGCCCACGUACGAGACCCAUCAGCUGACAAGCAAGACCGAGGAGAAGCUUUACUGCCAGCAGCUCGGCAGCGGCGAGUCGCCGAAAUACAGCUACGUGGAGACGAGACACCCCGGCAGCGUCAGCAGCUCGCCCUACGCCGCCAGCCCAGUGGCGAGCGCGUCCACGAUGCACCCAGCGACGGCCGACAUCAACGUCGUGCGCGCCGGGAGCAGGCACUCGCUGGAGGGUGGCGCGUCGUCCAGCAACUCGGCGGGUAGCUCGCCGGUGACCGGCGCGGCCAACGGCGUCUUGACGCCGAAGAUGGAGGACGUGAAACCCGAAGUCUACGGCAGCAACGAGACGCCGCGGCAGACCGUGCUGAUGUGGGGCGCGCCGCCGUCCCGCACGCCGCCCAGGAACAACGGCAGCUAUAGCCCGCCGACGCCGCACUCGACCCACUCGUCCACGCAUUCGACCAACGCCACCGGUGAUCCGCUCAAGUCGUUGGCGGAGAUGAACUCUAUGAACGGGGACUGCAAGUGGCGGCAGACCUCCCCUACGGAUCAACAAGUGACCGCGCCGAGUCCGCCGAGGAACAACAAAACUCAGCAGCCCCCGUCUCAGCAGCAUCACCAUCCGCAGCACCAGCAAUACCCGGUGACCACGUCGCAGUACCAAGCGGCCGCGGCGGCCGCCGCCACCGGCACCAUCGGAUACACGCAUCCUCAUCCGAGCCAUGGCCACGGGGAAGCGGGCUCCGAGGUAUGGCAAGGAGUGCAACACCACCAUCACUACCAGUACUAUCCCUACCACCAUCACCACCCCGCACCACCAAGGCACACGCCCCACACGCCACCGUCGGCUGCGGGAACGGGGACGGCGGGGGUGGGAACAGGCAUGGGCAUGGGCACCGGGGCGGACAACAGCACCAGCAACAGCAACGUCUUGUACCACCCUCCGCACCACCACCACCAUCAUCACGUAGUGGGAUCAUCAGCGGCGGCGGCGGCAGCGGCGGCGGCAGCAGCGGCGGGAAUGGGCCCAACUGUCCCGCAGAUUCCAAACCGGACGCCGGGAGUCCUCUGUUGUCCAUCUCUGAGGUGA
Molecule: messenger RNA, 2829 nt
Organism: Dinoponera quadriceps
Lineage: Eukaryota; Metazoa; Arthropoda; Insecta; Hymenoptera; Formicidae
Gene: ss
Exons: 10
Coding region: 1-2829 (942 amino acids)
Biological process (GO): regulation of transcription by RNA polymerase II
Cellular component (GO): aryl hydrocarbon receptor complex; nucleus
Molecular function (GO): protein dimerization activity; nuclear receptor activity; transcription cis-regulatory region binding
Source: RefSeq, a predicted model, not a curated record